Messenger RNA from Cuscuta campestris, 1753 nucleotides. The record is from the annotation of a GenBank genome assembly. NCBI's taxonomy places the organism in Eukaryota, Viridiplantae, Streptophyta, Magnoliopsida, Solanales, Convolvulaceae.
CGCGUGAGGGAACACCACGUCCCUCCGUGAUUGUGACUUUUCAUUGAAUCGGGUCGGAUCCCUUGGUCAUAUAAAAAGGAAAUUUUUUUCCAAUCCUCUCCACCUUUGUCAUUUUUGCGCCGCACUUUUUCCGUCGAUUUCAUUCGCCGUCCCUGCUCACUCACCGUCACCGUCGUAGUCUGCCCCGAAGGUUAGUUCAUCCUUCCCCGCUCUCAUGGCGUCUUCCGAUUCUACUCCUUCCAUUCCCGUUGCUGACCCGGCGGUAGUUUGUUUUGAGGAGAUGUACCGACAAGAUCCCUCCCUCCGCCCCGACGGUCUGAUGGGAGGGAUUGGCCAUUCUAGGGUUCUGAGUGCGGUGCCUCUCCGUACGUCGAUCACUGUGGCGUCAUCGUCCCGGGUGCCGCCCUCUACAGGGGAAAAAAUCGAAAAAAUCGAAAACCGUCCAGGGUCCGACCUGGAAGUCCUUACCCGUUACCGUGCUAGAAAGGGGUCCAAUCACGAAUACGGGUUGUGUCUUGUUUCCAAGGUCGGGGCGCGUGAGGGAAAUUCGUAUGCUGUUGUCUCCUCUCAGGCCGAGUGUGGUAUGGUUGUCAUCCUCACGUCCCUAAAAAUCUGGAAGGCUAAGUUUGUCUUCAUCUCGGGCUUUUCCGGGGACCAGCACCCUUUCCGGUUCGAGUUGGCCGAGGCCGUGCGUGGGGGUCGUCCUAAGCAUGGACUUGAAAAGACUGCCUUAGGGCCGGAAGAGCCAGAAUCAGAGGAAAAGGAGGAGGAAGGGAGCGAUGAGAUUGAGACCGAAGAAGAGAAACAUACAUCCGUUGGAGGUUGUUCGGAGGUCCAAACUGCUAGCCCAAAGCCGGGGCUGAGAAGAGGAGGUUCACCGCGAGCCGCCCUCAGGAGAUACGUCUGGGCCGUGGCCGAGGCCGCGUCUCUGUCCCCGGCGCUGAAAGACAAGGGCGAGAUCCUGUCGUCCUUGCGAGGGUUGGUGGAUGGGUUCCACAAAGAGGUGUUGGCGAAGUUGGAUCUGAUCAGCGAACGCCGGGCCGGGGCUGAGUUUUCCUUGGGGGUGGAUUUUUUGGCUUCGGUGGAGACGGAAUUGUCCUGGCUAAGGAGGUUGGCGGGUUCCGAGCAUGAACAGGCCACCGAGCUUGAGAUGCAAGCCGUUGCGGAGUCCGAGGAAGUGCGGUCCCUGGAAGCUGAGCGAGAUCGGGCCCUUGCCGAAAAGGAGCAAGCCGUUGCUGAGAGAGCUCAGGCCGUCGUCGAGAAAGAACGUGCUGCCUCCGACUUCCUUCAGUCCCCGACCUUCAAAGAUGCCUGUAUGGAAAUGUUCGCUGACUACUAUGACAGCUGGGUUGAGACCGAGGUCGGCACAGUGAAGAUGGGAAAGGAGGGGUCGAAGUGGCUCGAGACUGGUGUCUAUCAUGGGAUCCAGCUCGUUCUUCGUCGGGCCAGAAGGGUGGACCAAUCCUUCCCUCCGCCCCGGGUUGACAUCCCAUACAUGCAUGACCCUAUCCUGAAUGAUGAGCUCGGGGAAAAUCCGGAUUACUUUGGGACGCCCGAGCGCAAGGACAUGGGUGCGGACGUCGCCGGCGAAGACCAACCUUCAGACGCCCUUCCUUGAUGCUUUCCUUUGUAAUUUUUGAAGUUUUGUCUUCCAUUGUAAUGAACAAGAUUUGUCUACUAUUUUGUUGCAUGCGUGAAUAGUGAAUAGAUUUUCUUCUGACAUUACUUAUCUGAAUAUAUUUGAAUUAUGCCU